Messenger RNA from Aureobasidium pullulans EXF-150, 690 nucleotides. RefSeq lists its product as uncharacterized. The coding region runs from base 274 to 585 and encodes 103 amino acids. Lineage: Eukaryota; Fungi; Ascomycota; Dothideomycetes; Dothideales; Saccotheciaceae. The transcript has 2 exons. The record is from RefSeq and is a predicted model, not a curated record.
CUCAUAAUCCGUCAUUGUGUGGUGAUCGGCUUGCGCAGAUGAAUAUGUUGUCAGCGAUGCGAAAUCAAGAACCGCAUGUGAUGCUUUUGACGUCAUAACAGUAAAGUAAAUUGCCCAUUGACCUUUCAUCACCGGUGUCAUUGUUCCAGGAAUUUGAAAUCUAGAAGCCAGAAUCGGAAUAUAUAUAAAGCAUGGAACUACGCCAAGUGACAGUUCCUCCUGCAUCCAAGUCAAUUAUUAUCUAAAAACCUUACAACCACAUCAAUUCUCAUCAUGUCCGCAAACAACUUCACCGGCACCAACCCCAGUGGCGCUAACCAUCCCACAACAACUCACACCACUACCACUUCUACCACCUCCACUGCUGGUACUCACGGCGCAAAUGCUGGUGAGGGCUUGAAGGGCAUGUUCGCCAAGGGCCAUGGCAUUGGCGAGUCCAUUCGUGGCAACAUCAACUCCGCCAUUGAUGGCUUCACCGGCGACAGUGCUUCCAUGGCCAAGAACGAGCAGGUCGCUCGUGGUGGUGAGCAGGAGUUUCAAACCGGCAACUUCGUCAAGAAGGGCACCAUGGACAAGGCUCUCUAGAGAGCGGAUUAUUCGUUUUGUCCUUUGUACUACCAUUACGAUACCAUGAUACCCCGAUCUGAUAGAUGCUAUCAGCAAUGAAUUAUAUUCACUUUUCAAACACUU